AUGCAAGUGAACAGUGAAGACAUUACUGUUGCAUGGGGUCAACAGCCCCAUCAACUAGACUCACAGUACGGAAAAUGGCGGCUGGCAGUCUUCCAAGACGUCCAGGAGUCGAUUGACGGAACGAAACUCUAUUUCUUAUACGAUCCUCAAGCAGAUGAGCAGAGCGGAACAAGCGGACAAAGAAAGGGAUAUCCUGGCUUAAUCAUCUUUGACACAAACUUUAGAUGUUUCGCCGGCGAAAUUGCUAUUCACAGUCCAGGUAUCGCAGUUGUUCAGUUUUCCCGACAUUUAGUUCAUUAUUUUAGGCAAAAUGAAGUUUUUGUUUGCUCUGAAAUGCCCAGCGCCACAAGGUGGAUCUGCUUUCGUUCUCGUCACCGAAGAGGAAGUUUAUGGCCAGGUCCGCUUGAAUGUGUCUCGUGUUGACCUUGCUCAAGACGGACUUUCAAUUGCAAAUGUCCGCCCGCUCAUCCAACAGGCUCUCGUGAUUGGCGGUGAAUACAUUUGCUCAAUGCGUGAAGAUCUUCCGGAGAUUGUUGUCAUGGCUAACCCGGGGCUUCAGGUAUUUCUGCUUAACACUUUUGUUUUGAAGUGAUUUCAUAUUACAUUACAGAUCUGGCGCAUCGAUUGCAUGGCCGAGUCUCCACGAGCUCCAGUGGCUAACUUUACUGUUCCCGGCGCUGACCUCAAUCAUUUCUACGAUGGAUUUUUGAACAAUGGAAAUAUUAUUUUCUUGUCUGCAACCCCCGAUGGACACUUUGACAAUACUCGAGUUCAUUUGCUGAGUUUGAGUAAUCCUGCACAUGUAAGUUUCAUUUUUUUACGCGAAAUGAAUCAAAUUGAAUUGCAGAUUACUUCACAGAACUGCAGUGGAGAUCCAUCCCGUGGAAUGCCGAUUCCAAGAAAGCAAUGUGGAUUCGAUUCUAUCACCAGUGAGUAAAACGGAAUUCAUUCACAGAAAAAUUUAUAAUCGAUCUAUCUUUUUUGCAGACGCAAUCCUCAUGGCUGGAGGAGAAGUGGACCGUGGCUACGGAAACUUUGAGCGUCUCAUCGAUUACUGGGUUCUGGACACUCGUACGUUCCAAUGGAUGCAAAUCCCGUCUCAAAUGCCGUGCCCGUUGAUUGAGCCUCGUCUUACCGCAUGUCAUUCUGGAAACAUUUACGUCUGGGGAGACUUUGACGAACCGCUGCCAGGAAUGCCACCAAAUGGAACUCAUCUGCGUAUCCUUCGUGUGACUGGUCUCGAAAAAGCCGGACACCCACCGGCGUACACUUCCUACAACCCUGCCCCACCGGCAUACCCAUCUUUGGAUGGUACUAAGGGUAAGUCACAAACAAACUUUUGAGUGCAUACAACCAUAAACACAUUUUUCUAGGCGGACAACAAGCUCCGCCAUACCCAGUGUACAACCCAAAUCAAACUAGUUAUGGAGCAGGCGGAGGAGACACUUCCAACUAUCAAGGAGGAUCCGGUUACCCAGGACAAGGACAGAAUCUGCAACAUGGAAACGCUGGAUACGAUCAACCACAAGGCGGAUUUAACCCGAACCAGCAAGGAACUUACACUUCUACUUCCGAUGGACAGACCGCUUACUAUCCAACUCAGAAGAAAAAGAAGGACUGCUCUAUUCAGUAAACAGUGAUUGUGUACAUGAUUAUAUACACGGAACCAACUACAUAAUGUGAUUACUCGAUAAUUUGUACAUGCAUAAUAUUUUCUACUUCGUAUGUGCAUAAUAUUUUUGUUUCAAGCACGCAUAAAUUAAUUUCUGUACAAUGUUUGUGUAUCUUUUUAAAAAAAUAAAUUGAAGAAUUAGAAAUCGGAAGCUGAAUGUUGAUUUUCAUCAGUUUGAAACUUCAAAACGAGAUAUGAUAAGUUAUUAUAUGUAAAAAAGAAAACAAAAGUUUUCCUGAACUAUAUGUGUUGGUUUUUCAAAAUUAAUAUUAAAAUUAAUGUUUACGUGUUCUUUGAUUUAUUGUUUCUCAAAAAUGUUAUUCAUCUCGCUCAUUGAAUCAAAUUACUUCCGUAUUUCAAGGUUUCACACUACGUCACGCCGUUUGAAGGCAAUUUUUCAGCUCCAGUCAUCAUGAAAACACGCUAUUGAUGAGAAAAGAGAGCGAGCGAGAGAGUGAGGGCAGACACAACCAAGUGUCGGGUACACAUACCCCGUUAUUUUGCCGUUUAGAAAAAUAUCUGAAAUAAUUAAUUUUGGAAUAUGCUAUCGUAUGAAAUGUGUUUAAUUUUUUUAAAUUAUAGUCUUUAUUUGCUUCGAAUAUCAGUUUUUUAAAUCAAUCAUUUUCAAGAACAGUAUUGCAGAGAUAUCUUUAAUUGAUCCUUCGAAACACUACAAAUCAAUUUCAGGCAUGUCAGCCGGAACUGUGAAUGUUCUGCAAAACGUUUUCAAAACUUUUGUCAAACAAGCGCUGAAUUCGAUUCCAACUGGCACCACAGGUAUCAGCGUCACUGCCAACGCACCAGGAAAUGUUGGGCAAAGACCGUUCACCAAUCGUGCUGGCAUGCUCAAAGUAAGUUGUAGUUUCCGCUGCAGUUUAAUGUACAGAAUUACCAAAGCAAUAUUUUUCAGCUAAUCGUAGUAUGCUCAAGCUCACUUUACAUCGGCGGAUUGAUUGCUCAUAAAGGAGCGUCGUACUUGGAAGAAAAUGAGAUUUUCGUUCCGACCGACGAAGAUGAUGAUGAUUAA
Caenorhabditis sp. 36 PRJEB53466 is the source of this 2699-nucleotide messenger RNA. The record is from the annotation of a GenBank genome assembly. NCBI's taxonomy places the organism in Eukaryota, Metazoa, Nematoda, Chromadorea, Rhabditida, Rhabditidae.